UCUCUCUCUUAUAUAGUUCAAAUGAGUACUGAGUAGCAUUCACGAGCAGCUUUUCUCGUGAUUGGGGCGACUCACAAGCUCACUUUCCACCAUUAUUCUCCUUAAACAACCCUAAAUUCUGCAGAGUUUGUGCAUCAACAUCAUAAAAUAACUCCGAGUUUGCUGUGUGGAACUGUGAGUUAAUGGAAGAUUGCAGGAUAACCGGCUGAAAUUCCGGAUUUUGGUUGAAUUUCUUGCGUAUAAUCAAGGAGAAUGUCAAGGCCACUUCAUAGAGGUUUUUCAGGUGGGGGGAGGCUUUCAGAGAACAUUCAAGAUUUCUUAGAAGAUUCUCAGAUGAAAUUUAAACCAGAAAAAGAAGAUUUGGAUAAAAACAGAUUAUCUUCUGAUGUUAUGUCUUCAUGGAAUCCAUUUCAAUCUGUAGUUUCAAUCAUUUCACCAUCCAAACAAAGCGUUCCCGAAAAAUGUUACAUCGUUCCCGAUCCGUACAGCCCUCUAUCGUCGAGAAAACGCUAUAAACUAACUUUAUUUUUGCUCAAGUUAAGUUUAUUCGUAAUCGUAAUUCUUGCACUUACGGGGUCGUUUUGGUGGACGAUAUCGCUCACAACGACUUCUAGAACAACUCACACGUUUCGUGGAUACAGACGGCUUCAAGAGCAACUAGUUUCGGAUUUAUGGGACAUUGGGGAACUCUCACUUGGUUCUUCUAGAAUAAAAGAAUCCGAAUUUUGUUCUUUAGAGUCCGAAAAUUACAUACCUUGUUUCAACAUAACCGAAAAUCUUGAAUUGGGUUUGACCGAAGGUCAAGAACAAGACCGCCAUUGCGGGCCCACUUCGAAACAGAAUUGUUUGGUUCUUGCUCCGUCUGGAUUCAAGAUUCCGCAUAGAUGGCCUACCGGAAGAGACGUUAUAUGGAUCGAUAACGUUAAAAUUAACGCACAAGAGGUACUUUCGUCAGGAAGUUUGACAAAAAGGAUGAUGUUGUUAGAUGAAGAUCAGAUUUCGUUUAGUUUUGCAUCUUCUAUGGUUGAUGAUAGUAUAGAAGACUAUUCCCAUCAAAUUGCCGAAAUGAUCGGUUUAAGAAACGAAUCUUACCUUGUUCAAGCCGGAGUGAGAACGGUAUUGGAUAUAGGUUGCGGUUUCGGUAGCUUAGGGGCGCACUUAUUUCAAAAGCAACUUUUGACUAUGUGUAUAGCAAACUACGAGUCUUCAGGGAGUCAAGUCGAGAUAACUCUUGAAAGAGGUCUUCCCGCAAUGGUUGCUUCGUUUGCCGCAAAAAAGUUACCGUUCCCGUCACUUUCUUUCGACAUGGUACAUAGCGCGUGGGACGGGAUUGCGUGGAAUCACAAAGAUGGUAUACAUUUGAUUGAAGUUGAUCGAGUUCUUAGGCCUGGUGGAUACUUUGUUUGGACCUCACCGAUCGCAAACACACGGGCUUCCGUUAAAAACAAAGAUAACUUAAAAAAAUGGGAUUUCGUGCGUAAUUUCGCCAAAAAUCUCUGCUGGGAGUUAUUGUCACAACAAGACAAUACGGUUGUAUGGAAGAAGCCUAGCGAUAAAGAUUGUUAUACAUCCAAGAGUCAAGGUUCGGGUCCAUACGUUUGCAAAGCGGGCCAUGAUGUUGAAUCCCCGUAUUAUCAUCCGUUAGAGGCAUGCAUUGGAGGAACUCAUAGUCGUCGUUGGAUUCCAAUUGAGAAAAGACCAAAAUGGCCUUCUAGAGCCGCAUUGAACCCCAAGGAACUCGCGGUUCAUGGUGUACUUUUUGACGACCUUACUGAAGACGAUUUUAACUGGAAAUCAGCAGUCAGAAACUACUGGUCUCUGCUCUCCCCGCUUAUAUUUUCAGACCACCCAAAACGACCCGGAAUCGAGGACCCGGUUCCACCGUAUAACAUGGUCCGAAACGUUUUGGACAUGAACGCUCAUUUUGGUGGUUUUAAUUCCGCCUUAUUGGAAGCUGGGAAAUCCGUAUGGGUCAUGAAUGUGGUCCCCACCAGUGGGCCCAACAACCUUCCACUUAUCCUAGACCGCGGGUUUCUUGGUGUGUUGCAUGAUUGGUGUGAGGCGUUUCCGACAUAUCCUAGAACUUAUGACUUGGUUCAUGCCGAAGGCCUUUUAUCGCUUGAAACCGCAAAGCAACGUCGGUGCAGUAUAGUGGAUGUGUUCUUUGAGAUAGACCGGUUACUACGCCCCGAGGGUUGGGUGAUAUUACGUGACAUGACGUCUCUAAUAGAAACAGCAAGAACAAUCGCCGCAAGAUUAAAAUGGGAAGCACGAGUCAUAGAAAUUGAGAGCAAUAGCGAUGAAAAGCUCCUCGUUUGCCAGAAACCUUUGAUAAAAAGACGAUCAUACCCUUCCUGAAAAAAAAAUAGUUUAUGAUGUCGAUUUCUUUAUCUUGGAACAUUUUACACGCGAAGACCAGAUGUUUUACUAUACAGAUAGAAAACGAUGCUUCAACAGACAACUGCACAAGGACCAAAAGCAAACCCCGUGGGAGCCGUAAGGCGAACCUGGGACCAAAUGUAAUUACACAAUGAUUUACAGGUGCGAGAUUAUUACUCGUUUUUUUUUUUUUUUUUUCUUUUUAGCGUUUGUGGUGUUAUAAAACUAUACGGAAGAAGAGAUGAAUUUGAUUAUGGUUAUAGGAAUAAGCAGAAGUUGAACAUUAAUAUACAAAGGUUUGAAUGAUGAAGACUAUAUUGUCUUGUU
This is a messenger RNA of Helianthus annuus (common sunflower), 2706 nucleotides long. RefSeq names its product probable pectin methyltransferase QUA2. Lineage: Eukaryota; Viridiplantae; Streptophyta; Magnoliopsida; Asterales; Asteraceae. Gene Ontology annotation, molecular function: methyltransferase activity. Bases 253 to 2358 code for a protein of 701 amino acids. The record is from RefSeq and is a predicted model, not a curated record. Gene Ontology annotation, cellular component: cytoplasm. The transcript has 9 exons.